Messenger RNA from Gryllus bimaculatus (two-spotted cricket), 546 nucleotides. Lineage: Eukaryota; Metazoa; Arthropoda; Insecta; Orthoptera; Gryllidae. The record is from the annotation of a GenBank genome assembly.
AUGCCUCUGUCGCAGGAGAUCGAGCACUGCUACUACCACGGCACCGUCAAGGACUACCCGGGUGCCACGGCCGCCUUCCACACGUGCAACGGGGUGUCCGGGGUCAUCCACGUGGGCAACGAGACUUUCGUCAUCCAUCCGUUCUACGGCGGGGACCUCUCGGCGGGCGGGGCGUGUGUGCAUUCCGAGCAAUUUCCGGCGCUGGGAGCGGCGUGCGUUGGGACAACAGCCAGUCAACACGAAGAAGCCCGCCGCCCGCCAAGCCCCUACGAUGGAGUGCUGUGCAAACAGCCGCGCCGCCGCCUGCCGCCGGCCCGCCACCGCCGGCCCGCAACGCCCGCGCCGCCCGUUAAUUACUGCGAGGUCGGCGCGCCGCGCCGCCGGCAAGCUUCCCUCUUCCGCGUUCCGGCGAAGCCCGCCGGCGGACGCGUCCGGAGGUGUGGUGGUGGUGGUGGUGGUGAUUGUGAAAAGCGUUUUAGCCCGGAGAGGGAAGAGAAAAAGGGAUGUGGGUGUCGGGGGUGGAGUUGGGAGGAGGGGUUUUGGUGA